Messenger RNA from Amoebophrya sp. A120, 2716 nucleotides. The record is from the annotation of a GenBank genome assembly. Lineage: Eukaryota; Dinophyceae; Syndiniales; Amoebophryaceae.
AGGUCAUGCACUCACGUUUUCCAAGACGCACUUCUUUGACUUUUCUUUUUGUCGCAAGCGUUUGACAAGGAGGCUUUUCAGAUUAAAUGUGUACCACUGGAGACUUAUUUCACCUCGAAAAUCACAACUUACUCUGCGCAAGAAAAUUUAUCUUUUUGUUCUAACCGCGUCCACCUACUUACCCGAGAAGACAAAUGCGACUUUUUCGCAGCACUCUCCUCAGUGGCGCCUCGGUGGCAACGCUCUCUGCUGAAAAAAGAGGGCACUUGCGGCAGAAAGCGUUGCUGGAUCGGUUCAUCGAGGGGCACGGAGAUCUUGAAAACGGGAAGGGCCACGCUCGGCACUUGUCCGGCACGUUCUUGACGACCGGCCGGCAACCCGCCGGGGCCUCGGGGCACGAGGGGACGGGCGGUCAUGGCGGAUCUCAGGACGCUGCGGCAGAGGCUGGCGACACCUCCGCGAAGGGAGAGGGUAAAGGCACAUCAGCCGAGGGUGGUCCCCCGACCGACGCAGGGCCCUCCGCGGGGAGUGGAGGGAAGUCGAGCGCGAGCAGCGGACCAUUGCUCCCCUCGGGAGCAGGUGCGAGCGGCGAUCAAACCGAUGAGAGCGCAGAGGCGUCGUCGGGAAGCACACCCGAUCUCUACACUGACGACGGUACCGCAUCGUCAGGCAGUACCGGCGAUGAAGCGCCAAUAUCAAGCGUAGACGCCGCCGACGCCGAAUCACCGCUGGAAGUAGAAGAGCCCGCCGACGACGAAGAUGAGGAUGGUGAGACACGCUUGGAAGGAGCCAUGGGCGACGAGCUGCCCACGUUGGGAAGGAAUGUCGAUCCAACCCAGCGCACCACGGAAUCCGUGGUUAGCUCGGCAGCUCCAACUGCGACCGCUGCUCCUGCUCCUGCUCCUGCUAACCAGCUCCCCGUCUCCGACUUCAUUUCGGGACAAUCGAAGAAACCGCCCGAGGAAACUCCGCUCACUGGGGAGACUCUGCAGGAGCAGGCGGACGAGGCUGCGGCGGCAGCCGCUGCGAACGCCGUCCCGGGGAACCAGGGCGAUUCGGCGAGUGUUGGCGCCGGCAAAAACAGUACCGAUUCAUCCUCCGGGAAAGGCGCGGGAAAUGGUGCGGGAUCCGGCGGUGGCGACGUCCAACAUGGGGGAAAAGGCGCGGGAAAGAGUGCGACUCCGGUCGGCGCGGCAAAAAAUCACACGGAAAACAAGCAGGGUGUUGUGCCCACGACGACGCCCAGUCCCUACAAACCGACGUACGCUGCGGCGGGGACCGGUGCUAACGCUGAGUUUUGCAAAUUUUGCUGUCAGGGAACUGGCGUCUUUAUCCUUCUGACUUUGAUCAUCGCUGUGAUGUUGUACGGAAUCAACCUCUGUCGCACUGCCGCUGCGUCCAACCGCGCGGGGCGGUCGCGGAGCCGCAGCCCGCGUCCCAGCCCAGGCCGUGCGAUCGGUACGGCCACUGCAGCCCGGCCCGCAACUACGCAGCAGUCCCGCGUGCAAAGUCAGGCUGCGGGGGGAGCGAGCCAAGUGCAGCAACAGCAGCAGCAACAGCAGAGCCAAGUCAUGCGACCCUCGCAACAAGCGCUGCUGGCCCAACAGCAGGAGAGCCGAGCCAUGCGGGCCUCGCAACAACCGCCUCUCGCCCAACAGCAGGGCAGCCGAACCACGCGGGCCUCGCAGCAAGCGCUCUUGGCCCAGCAGCAAAGCGGGUUGCAACGCCCGGCUUCGCGCUACACGGGACAGCAGCCGCGGGUGUCCGACCAGCAGCAGCAGCUGAUGUCAACCACGCACAUUGCCGGCUACGAAUAAAACUUUAUUCGUCAUUUUGGCCGCGAAUCGAAUGACUCACGCAAUCAAGGCAGCAGAAUCAUUUUCAACUUGUGGAAUUCUUUGGGUGUCCUUCACCGGGCAUUUUACUUAUUUUUCAACAACAUUAAUAUUCUGUUACUGGUUUCAAAUCUUUACGUUUUUUUUCGUCGUGUUUUUGGCAUUGGCAUAACAUACAUUUCCAAAUUUUGAUUCUACGAGUUUAAGCACUACCCGCAAUCUUCUUACAAAAGAACAGUAAGUAAACACCCUCACCUACGCGACCCCAGACGCGAGAGAACACAUAGCUUUGGAAUUUCUCUUCACCCGAAUUGAAAUUAGAAUUAAGAGAUAUCGUCCGCGCACUCCCACCCACACACUGUAGGAAUACCGAGACUGGGAAGUUUUUCGGCCUAUUCACGCCCCUGCUGUGUCCCCCACAAUUACCGUAUCCCGGUUACGCCCAAGCAGUCAAGUGGAAGCGCGUUUCGCGACUUCGACUUUCACUCCAAGAAUGCUACUAGGUUGAACAUACUCAAAAAUCUUGAUUUCCCGACUUUCCCCAGCGUAUCUAUUGUCCGGAGUUCUAUGAUAAACAACAUCACUAGCGUAGUAAGUAAGUACUCAAAUGGCCACCGUGGCGUAGCGAGAGAGGAAAGGCAACUAAAGGAGAACGCACUUUACACAAGGACGUCCCUACUUUUUUCUUCCGUGUAGCUAGGAACGAUCGAACAAAACAGUUCGCAGCCUGUUGCAUGAACGCCGCGAACAACCUCCGCUGUUGAGAAACGUAUGUCAGUACCAACGGCCGCCGUUCUUCUGGCAGUGAUGUGUCGAACAAACUUUUACGCCACUGAUCGAGACGAGAACAUCCCGGACAAAGAGUUUUCCUAUAAAAGCAG